Messenger RNA from Aspergillus homomorphus CBS 101889, 1263 nucleotides. RefSeq names its product S-adenosyl-L-methionine-dependent methyltransferase. Bases 1 to 1263 code for a protein of 420 amino acids. Lineage: Eukaryota; Fungi; Ascomycota; Eurotiomycetes; Eurotiales; Aspergillaceae. Gene Ontology annotation, molecular function: O-methyltransferase activity. The record is from RefSeq and is a predicted model, not a curated record. The transcript has 5 exons.
AUGUGUCAAAGCCCUGGUGACUCACGUCGCCUGCUAGACCUCGCAGCCUCCAUCAGCACCGCAACAACCAAGAUGGAUGCCUAUCUCAAAGAGCGCAACCUUCCAUAUCCUUCGUUCGAGCCCAACGCCCCACAGACUCUACCUCGUGAGCUUCAAGAUGCGAAAGACUCAAUCCUGGACGCGGCUUCCGAGCUCCAUGACCUGCUCACUGACCCGUUGACUGCCUUCUUCGAAAGCGCGCCCGUCGGCUUCAUGAGCUUGAUGUUGAUUCAACGCUUCGGUAUUGCGGACCUCUUCGGACCCGAAAAAGAAAUGAGCUUCGCGCUCAUCGCAGAGAAGACUGGGCUGAGCGAGGGGGUGGUUAAGAAUACUAUUCGUCAUGCGAUGACCAUGCGCGUGUUUCGCGAGCCUCGGAAGGGGUUUGUCGGGCAUACUCCGCGGUCUAUGGCGAUGAGAGACGGUGACAUGGCUCGGUUUAUGGAAUUUGCUAUGGAAGAACUGACACCUGGUGUUUUGAGUGCCGCCAAAGCGUGCGAGAAAUGGCCACAGUCGGGUGAGCCUAACCAUACCGGGUUCUCCCUUUCCCAGAACACAGACUUAUCGCUGUACGAGACUCUUGCGAAAGAUCCAGUGCGGGCCGCUCGCAUGGCCAAUGCAAUGCACGUGUGGGCCACCAGCGGAAGCUAUCCAGCCUCGCGGGUUGUUAACGAGUACGACUGGGGUCGCCUAGGAGCGGGGACUGUUGUGGAUGUCGGAGGCUCACGCGGACACGUUGCGGUGGCUAUUGCGUCGAGGUUCCCCUCGCUGAAGUUCAUGGUGCAAGACCUCCCAAGCACUAUAGCCGGAGCCGAGGCAGACCUUCCCCCCCAGCUCGCCGAUCGCGUCAGCUUCAUGGCCCACAACUUCUUCCAGGAGCAGCCCGUUGUCGCUUCCGCGUACUUCUUUCGUUGGAUCUUCCACAAUUGGUCGGACAACUACUGUAUCAAGAUUCUCCGUGCUUUGAUUCCUGCAUUGAGACCUGGAGCGCUGCUGAUCGUGAACGAGAUUUGCAUGCCUGAGCCAGGAGAGAUUCCGGUGUGGAGAGAACGAUUGGCGCGGACCAUGACCUUGGGUAUGAUCAGCAUGUUCAACUCCUAUGAGCGGGAUCUCGAUGACUGGACCCGACUUUUCCAGAAAGCGGACCCACGUUUCCAGUUUGUCGACAUUCAGCAUAUCACAGGCACUGAAAUGGCUCUGAUUGAAGUCAAAUGGACUGGAGAGUAG